UUUCAUAAGGAAAUAAAUAAAUAUCGCAUUAGGGAAAUCACCCUGCCACCAGUGGAAGCUCAAUGUGUUUGUUACAUUGCAACUCACUGAUGGUUUGCGCCCGUCGUUCGGAUAGAAGCAUAUAUCCACAGCGCGCCUCUCCAGCGUCAUCACCACAGACAGAGACCAGUGCUGACAAAGCAGCGCCUCGCUGCCCUGCCCCGCCGCUGCAUGGACAGCCAGCACAAUGGCAGAGGAUUUGGGGGGUGCCUCUGUUUUAGCAACAACAGGUCGCAUAGAUAAUCCCGCCACAGCCGAGCCAGCCGUGUUUACCCCUCUCGUAGUUACGACGAUUAGAGCGCCGCUGUCGGCUCGCAGGGCUUGAUGAGGCAGGAGAGAGAGCCGAGCGGGGCUUCUCGUCCUUACAAUACCGAUUGAGAGGUAAACGCAAAGCAGCGUGGAACGGGUGGACUGUGGCUUGGUGUCCUUCAAGAUGGAUAUAGAUCCCUGCUUCCGCUAUUAUUUCCAGCACCCAUGGUCCCGUCUGUUCGUGGCCUACCUCGUCACCUUCUGCAACUUCCUCAUCUUCGCCGAGGACCCUGUCUCCCACAGCCAGACGGAGGCUCACAUGAUCGUGGUGGGAAACUGCUUCUCCUUCAUAGUGAACAAGUACCCUGGUGGAGGAUGGAGCGUCCUGAAAGUCAUGUCGUGGCUGAUGGCCAUUGUCACCGGAAUGUUUGCCGGGAAGUUCAUAUUCCACCGCAGGCUCUUUGGUCGUUAUCUGCGUCUGAAAAUGUUCCGUGAGGAUCACGGCUCCUGGAUGACCAUGUUCUUCAGCACCAUCCUCUUCCUCUUCAUCUUCUCACACAUCUACAACCUGAUCCUCCUGAUGGCAGGAAGCAUGGGGCCUCACAUGGUGACAGAGUACAUGGGUAUCAGGAACGAGAGCUUCAUGAAGAUUGCAGCAGUGGGGACGUGGAUGGGGGACUUUGUGACUGCGUGGAUGGUCACUGACAUGAUGCUCCAGGACCAGCACUACCCAGACUGGGGCAAAGCUGCCAGAAGGUUCUGGAAACAAGGCAAUCACAGGAUAAUCCUCUUCUGGACGGUCCUGAUCACUCUGACGUCGGUGGUGUUGCUGGUCAUCAGUACUGACUGGAUCAGCUGGGACAACCUGAACCGCGGCUUUCUGCCUAGCGACGAGGUCUCCAGGGCCUUCCUGGCUUCCUUCAUCCUGGUCUUUGACCUGCUCAUUGUCAUGCAGGACUGGGAGUUCCCUCAGUUCAUGGGCGACCUUGAUAUGAACCUGCCUGGCAUGUCCACCACACAGCUCAAGUUCAAACUUCCUGUGUGCAAGAGCAUCUUCAAAGAGGAGUACCACAUUCAUAUCACAGGUAAGUGGUUCAACUACGGCAUCAUCUUCCUGGUGUUGAUCCUGGACCUGAACAUGUGGAAGAACCAGAUCUUCUACAAGCCCUACGAGUAUGGCCAGUACGUUGGUCCAGGGGAGAAGAUCUUCACCGUGGAGGAGCCCCACACGCUGGGUGACUUCAACCGCAGCACGCUCACCUACAAGUGGCGCUCCAGCAACGUAGAUCCGCUGACCAACCGUUCGUAUGUCCAUCGGGACAUGUUCCUGCACAGCCGCUACGUGGGCGCCAGCCUGGACAUCAAGUGCCUGGCCUUCAUCCCCAGCCUGGCUGCCUUUGUCCUCUUUGGCUUCUUCAUCUGGCUGCUGGGACGUUUCCAGGACAGCGAGACCUUCCCGGAGAGCCAGGUGGACAAGACGUACGAGAGGAUUAAGAGGAAGUCUCCGUCGGAGUAUAGUAAGGACAUGGGGGUCACGCCAGAGGAGGUGCACAUCUCUAUGAGCGAGACGCUCAAACGUUCCGGAACCCCCAUGCUGCUGUCAGUGGACGGGCACUUGGCUCCGCACACCGCCAGCUCCACCAACUCCAUCUCGCCUGUUUCCAUGGAGACCCAGGAGACGCACCCCAGCAUAGUCAUUGACAGCGCGGAGACGGGAGAACCAGCGGUUUCCUUUGAAGUCAGUAAACUGUCACCGCCCUGACCUUACUGCCCUUAGGGGAAAUACUGCCACUGUCUGCUGCUGACAGACACAUAGCCUGAAGGGAGGGCACGAGACCAGAGAAUAGAGACUAAGACCAAACUGAAAGACAAUUUCAGUCCAGAUCUUUUCAGUCUGGGUGGAUAUUGAACACAACACUGAUUGAGUGUUCCUACAGCAGAGGAUGUAGCUACACUGGCCUCUUGGGUUCUUCUGGACUAUUUGGUUUUGCGACCAGUCUUUUUGUAAGACCGUGUUUUUAAGAUCUCUAAGGUGACACCAACACAAUGACAAACAGGUUAUUUUUAACCUCCCUCACUGCAAAGUCAUAUUGUCAACAUGGUGCUAUCGCUUGAUUUGACGUUUUUCUAAUAGCACGGUGUAUUUUCUUAUCGUGACGCAUUUUGGUGCCUAUGUGGGAGAACUACUUCUACAGUCGAUCGUGACCUCGGGACUAUAAGGCUCUAUCGGCGCAAAGAAUAGUUCUGAGAUAUUGAGCAUGAAAGUUUUCACAUUCCAGAUCUCAGAACUGUUUUGUAGUUGAAUUCUUCAUUCAUAACCUAUUAAGGUCCUCACCUUAAAGGUACCUAAAUUGCAGAGUACCAAAAUCCUAAGACAUUUGUAAAUCUUUUUUUUUUUUUUUGGGGGGUGCAAACGCAGAUAGAACCUUAUGGUUCUGAGAUGUCAAUCUGGCUUCAGCCAUAAGAUUCUAUCUGCCACAGAAUGUUGCAAUUAUUUUAAUUUCAAAAGAAAAGUACAAUCAUGUAAGGAUUAAAUAAAGAGAAUACCCUUCUUUCCAAUCACAUCAUCAAAUAUAUGAAUUAAUGUUCAUCACACAUCUGAUAAACUGAUAGUUCACUAAAAUGCCAAAUACAAUAUAUCCUAAUAGCAUCAUUGGUCUGGAUGAGUAAACGGACAUAUUUUUCUGGUCUCUGACACCCAAAGUCAGUAAACUACUUCCUAGUUAUCAAUCAAAUGUGUUACUGUACGUUAGUAAUUUUGGUAAAAUACUCCUUCCAUGGAGGUUUUUCGUAUUGAUAUAGAACAAAAUAUAGACUGCAAUGCCUCUCCAAUGGGCCUUAAACAUGGUCUAAGGCUCCUGUGUUUAUUUUUAUUUAUUUUUUACCAUAAAGGGCUUAAGUGAUGGCCAUUCUUCUGUAAAAGUGAUGAAAAAAAUCUGUCAUUGCAAAAGAGGACCAGAACCUAUGAUAUCAAUAAUCGGGGACUAUAAGGUUCUAUCUGCAAAAUGUAUGGUUUUGAGAUAAUAAGUAUUUUUCAAGUCCCAGAUUUCAAGACUGUUUUGUGAUGUCUUCCUCUUUCAUGACUCAAAAAGUAUAUCACCUUACUAACAAUAGUUUUUGAUUGACAACCCAGUCUUGUGUGAUUGGAUUGCAGAUAGUACCUUACAGCGCCAAGUUCAAAGGUGUUUGCGCAGAUAAAACCUUCAGAUAUUCUUUCCAUGGUGAAUGGACUUUUUCACAAUUCAGACAUAUUUUACAUGCGAAGGACCUAAAGUGCAACUCUUUUGUGAAUAAUUAAUUUAAAACCUUAUAGUCCCAAGGUCUCGCGAUGCAUGACACCCAAUUGUCAUGGCUAGUUUAUUGUAAUACUGCAGUUUUACAGCUGAAGAGGUGGCCUUGAUAUCCCACAUCCACUAAAGGACCCACGUCCAAAAUACAGUAUUAUAGCUUACAGUCUAUAGCUGCAGCAAAACAAAUGAUGUCUGAUAGUAUGUGUCUGUCUUGUUCAUUUUCAGUGUUUCACUUGACUACGUUUACCUUUUCAGACUUCAUGACUGAUUUAUCAAUUCAUUUGUCAUCCUUGAUAAUUCUCACAUAUCCCAUCUUCAUGCGUUUAUUUUCUUGUAGUCAGAGAAAUGACUGGAUUGCUAAGCCUCAUGAUGAUGAUGAUGAUGAUAAUAAUGCUAUCAUGAUGACCUAUUUAUUUUCUGGAUGUAAGAUAGCUCCUAGGCAUCAUCUAUUUUCAAAUAACAAACAAAAGUCACCUCAUGGUCGCUUAUCUAUCUGGUAAUUAUACUCAAACAAAUGCAAAUUAAUGAAAGGUCAUUUGCCCUUGGCCUGGUAAAUGUGCUUUUGUUAUACAAGGGGGGAGAAGUUCACCAAAUCUAACUGCUGCACCUAAUUGCUGCACCCAUAUCAUAUACCCCAGCAGUAUACUGUAUGUACCACAAUUACGACCCUGGUUCAAAGCCAGUAUUGGGGUCAUGGUUUGGUUUGAGAAGGACACAUGGAGACCUAUUUACUUACAGCUGACAAGCAAAAGAUAGUGGGAGAUUUUCUGAGUUGUGAAAGUUGUUAUAUCACAUACGUUAGGUGUGUGACUACUGUAUACCAAUGCUCUGUUAUUGAAGUGUUUUCUAACAAUGCCUUUGUGUGUGUGUGUGUGUGUGUGUGUGUGUGUGUGUGUGUGUGUGUGUGUGUGUGUGUGUGUGUGUGUGUGUGUGUGUGUGUGUGUGUGUGUGUGUGUGUGUGUGUGUGUGUGUCAGAGAGGGUGAGGAUGGCCAAUUCUGUGAAGAGGUCAAUGUAGUCAACAUAAGUGGUGUAUGACCCUUGGUUCAGUGAUCCCCCUCUACACUUUACAGAUCAAAGUCCUCCAUUACAGCUCAACUUAUUUCAUUUUGGAGAUAUGGCUGUGCAACAGGCAACAUAUUGCUAAGUGUGUGGGGCAAUGGCUAAAUGAGUGUGUUUAUCUCACUUUAAGUAAUCUAGUGAUAUAUUUGUAAUGUAUUGUGCUUCGGGUGAAACUGAAUGUUCCCCCUGCUGUUAUACAUGGUAUUGUAUUGCAUAACUGACAGAUAGUUUGCAUCCUUGUGUGUGUGAUUGUGUGUUUUUUAAUAAAGAAAGGAUAUCUCUUUUUAACAUGUUGGCUACAAUAAAUGUCCGUUGAAUAAUGCUAUCAAUAAAAUGAAUACAUUUUGCUACAG
Messenger RNA from Oncorhynchus kisutch (coho salmon), 4991 nucleotides. RefSeq names its product transmembrane protein 117 (gene tmem117). The record is from RefSeq and is a predicted model, not a curated record. The transcript is spliced from 8 exons. The coding region runs from base 473 to 2050 and encodes 525 amino acids. Gene Ontology annotation, biological process: intrinsic apoptotic signaling pathway in response to endoplasmic reticulum stress. Lineage: Eukaryota; Metazoa; Chordata; Actinopteri; Salmoniformes; Salmonidae.